GAGCAUCGAAUGGCACGCGAUGCUCUCCUGUAACGAUGGCGAAACUCGUUCUGGUCCUGCUUGCGGCAUUCGCCAAUCAGGUGUUGACUUCAACCCACACCAACUACGACCUAGACAACUACCUUACGGAGAUCAAAACCGAAAUUCGUGACUUAACGGUGUACCUGGAGGACGUUUUCCCAGGCAAUCACCAUGCGAUCACCACGGUCACUUGGCAGUGCCAUCGCGUGGCGGAAGCAAUCAAAAACGUCGUGACCAAACUGAGCGAUGAGACCACCAAGCAACACGAGAGCGGCGAGAUCAUCUUCAAGCAGCUGUGGUUCGCCCUCCAAGAGGUCCACACGUCCCUCCAGCAGAUCGCGCUUUCGAGCGACGUCACCGACGUCAGCGAGAUCAAGAAGCAACUAAUACUCACCCUUCAGCUCGUCACCGAAACCUUCGAGAAAAUGAUGCACGUCACCUACGUCCACUACCCCGAAUUUCGCGCUACGCUCAAGACCAUCUUCGGGGAUUACCUCGCGGCAAUCCGAGACAUUCGUCGCGCGUUCGAAACCGAACACCACGACGGAGCGCAACGUGUCAGCGCCAAGUAUCUCGCAAUGGACAUCACCAGGUUCUCGCAGAAGGUCCGCUACAACCUGAAGGAGGCGGCCCAAGGAAACUUCGCGUGGUUCUACGAGGGGGUAGGUAAAAUCGUUCGCGAGCUAGAGACGAGGGAUAGCGUCGGCGAUGACGAAAUCGACGUCGUCCUUCGCAAUCUCAAGAUGAAGCUGUCGAAGCUCGAGCACGACAAGGACUUCGGUGACGUCGCCACGUUGUGCGUGCAGCUGGUGCACUUCGUCGAGAACGGAUCGCAACAUGAGCGCGCCGAUCGUUUCAUUCAGAAGGUAAUCUAUGACUACCUGGGGCUGGUUAGGAGAUUGAGCGAAGGGCUCGACUCUGAGCAACAACAUCGCCAUAGCUUUGACAGGCACAUGUAAAACGCGAAUAAAUGUCUUCCUAAACUC
Molecule: messenger RNA, 1007 nt
Organism: Photinus pyralis (common eastern firefly)
Lineage: Eukaryota; Metazoa; Arthropoda; Insecta; Coleoptera; Lampyridae
Exons: 4
Coding region: 36-980 (314 amino acids)
Source: RefSeq, a predicted model, not a curated record